Molecule: messenger RNA, 3903 nt
Organism: Astrephomene gubernaculifera
Lineage: Eukaryota; Viridiplantae; Chlorophyta; Chlorophyceae; Chlamydomonadales; Astrephomenaceae
Source: the annotation of a GenBank genome assembly
GUUGCCGAUUCGCAUUUGUACAAUUAAGGACUAAACAAGUAGUAUCUACCACGCUCACAACCCAUCCUAUGGCAGCUUUGCAAGCUGCUAUCGUCCAGGGCUCGGUACUCAACGUACAGAUUAAAGCAUGAUUGCGACUCAAUUAGCCUGUGUGUCUGCGACACCCGUUGCGUAACUUGCCUUAACGUAUCGGUAUUUGCAUGUGACAUACAUAACGCCGCGCAAGACAACCGCCCAAUAAGUUGUUCUCUGAAUAACUACAGCUUCAUUAACCUAUGAACACACACAUCCUCCGGCGAAGCUGAGAAGUAGCCCUAAACCAAUUCCACAUGCAAGUCGACCUCGAGCCCUUCUGAGAGGUCGCAACAGCAGAGCUGGCAAAGGGCACGACCCUCUAACGCCGUCGUAUUGGCUCAUCUGGCCCUGGUCUCAGCCCGCUUGCUCCGCCUACCGAGCGAAGCAUGGGUGGACAUGCUCAGCGCAUGAGCCUUGACAACGGCGCUGGCACAGCGCCCGCCAAACCAUCGAACGGUCCCUCACCGCCCUUUUUCACCGUUCACGACCCGCAUCGACCUGUGUUGGACCCCACCGGUGAUGGCUGCGGCGGCAUUGGAGGGCUCAUGGACCCCUACGACCGGCCUACUCGCAGCCAGCUGAAAGGUGCCCAAAGCCGCCUUCGGAUGGAUAAGCGGUCCGGGGCACUUGAUGAGGUGGCAGGUCGCUACCGAGCGCUGUUCGCGGGACACCAGGUGGUCAACAAGGGACUGAGGCGCAGCAUCGGGGAUGCGUACGCCGCCUAUGUGGGCCAGGUGGUCAACCUACCCGAGGACACCUACGGUCUGGCUCUGCGGGCGUUGGAUGCCUCCUUCAACGGCCCCCGGCAGCGGCUGGCGACAGGCUCGCUGGACCUUCACCUCGCAACCUCCCCCUUCGCAACCUCGCGAGCCAAACACGCUCAGAUCUUCAACACGGCGCACAGGAUCAUGCGCGACCUGGGCGGCUAUGUGCACGACGUGUCGUACUUCUGCCCCGCCGAGCUGCACCAGCUCCACCAGAGGGCGCGCAGGCCAACCUCGGCAGCAGCAGCAGUGGACGGCUCCCGGCAGAGCUACAAGUCGGGCCCCUUGGUGCAGUCCUGCGAGCCGCCGGAGCUGCGGGAGGCAGUGCGGGUGGCGCCGCGGGCAGCAUCCGCGGGAGGAGGCAGAGGGGGCCCCGCCAGGCGCUACACACGCAUCGCCGCCCAGCCGCCCGACCCCAACGUUAACCCCAUCACCGGAGCCCUGCGCUCGCCGCAAACGCGUUUAGAUGCAGAAGUGAAAGCGCAGGCGCGGAGGCAGGCUGCUGCAGAUCUCACCAAGCAGCCGCCAUCACGGCCCCGGACGGCGCCGCCGGCUGCUAUGUCAGCAGCUGCAGGUGCUGCUGGGGGUCCAGGGGGAGUCGACGGCGGCAGGAGGGCCGCCGCGGCUGCUGGCGGUGGCGGCGGCGGAGUAGGAGGAUUGGGAGGUGGGGGGGCUGAGGAGGAGGAGGAGGAGGCGGCGGCGCGGGAGGUAGCAGGAGGCGUUGGCACAGCUGCAUGCGGAAGGAAGGAGGGGAGGUUGGAGGAGCAGCGGCAUGGGGAGCAGGAUGGCGCAGAUGACGGCGGCGGCGGCGGUGGCGGCCCUGACAUGGAUGGCAUUGAUCUGUGGAAGCGUCAGCUGCGGCUCAAGCUACGGCGGCUCAGCAGCCCGGGCAGCUCCCCGCUGACCCCCCCGCACUACCGAGUGGGCCACUACUACCAACACGUCACCCCGACUGCGGACGUGCUGCACCACAUGCGGAGGCGCAUGUCGCAGCAGCACACCACGCCAGAGCGCCAGCGACUGCAGCAGCAGCAACAGCAGCAGCUAAGGUGGGGGGAGCAAGAGCAGCCGCAUGGCAACGCCGCUGAGGUGAUGGGCGGAAGGCGAUCCGACACCUUCGACCCACAACCCCGCCCAGAAGGUGAGGACCAGGAGCAAGCUGGCCAAGGUGCUGCUGCGGCAGUAGACAUAACCGGCGCAGAAGCAGCAGCGAUAACGGCAGCAACCGCAGGGGAAUCAGGUCAGGCAGCCGAUGCCCCCUCCGGCAUCCGAGGAUCAUCAUCAACAGCAGGUCAUCAGGUCCGGUUCAUGGACGGCGGCAGCUGCGUGGAGGAGCCUCCUGCCCCAGUGGCAGCGCAGCAGCCCCAACCUGUGCCAGCGGCAGCAAGAGGAGGAGAGGGAGCAUACGCCCGCAGGACGAUUGGCGGAGUUGGGAGCACUGACCCAUGGGUCACCAGCAGCCGCAACCGCGCCUGCAGCGCCGCUGGCGCCAGGAGGGACAUGGAUCGCAUCAACUGGAUCAUCGACACGGCUUACGAGCUGGGUCUAGCGGAGGUGAUUGGCUUGGAGCCGCCGCCUCCGUACGGCCGAAGCCACCGAGUGUUGCCCCUACCGCACCGCAAACAGUUCUACGAGGGAGUGUACGGCAGUCCGGAGCGCUACCGGCCGUACGUGCCGUACACUCGGCGUGACUAUAGCAACAACAACAGCGGCAACAGCGGCGACACCAGCAGCGGUAUCAACUACGGUGGCGGUUGGCCAGCGCCGCCGCAAGGACAUGCAUCCGUGCCCGAGCAGGCGGCGGCCGCACCCCAGCCGCCGCCGUCGCAGGACGUCGGGGCCGCUUCAGCUGUUGACAACGCAAACCGCCGCACGGGAGGGGUUGCGACAGGGUACGGUUCCAGCGGCUAUCCGAGCGAACGUAGUCAGCUUGGGGCAGUGCCGUACGGAAAUGAAAGUACGACAGCCCGCCGAAUCCAGGAAGCUGCUGCACGGCGGUUUGUACGGGAGAUGGAGGCGAUGGAGCACCCGGCCAAGCUGUACGGAAGGAGUAUGCGUAUCAGCCCCUAGGCGGUGUAGACACGGAUAUUUGUUUACUGAAAUGGACUACCGGUAUGAGACCUUGUGAAGGCAAAGCAGCAGGAAGUACGGGAUGGUAUGAAGUCGCAAGGAUGGAAGCAGGAAUGUAAUUUUGCUGCUUGUUGAUGAGAGGACGUGGAUUACAGGUAUAUGGAUAGACGGUAUACAAGCGGCAAUGGUGGCCUGGUUUAAGGAUGUGCUGUUGCAGUUUAUCAAUGCAGUGUGGCAGGGUGGAGCUCUUGAGGUCGCUUCCGCUGCUGGGAUUUAGAGUCACGGAUGAAGGUAGUGAAGUGGGUUCCCAAGGCGUUUGGGCAGUGCAAGAUUGCGGAUGCGGGCCGGAGGGCAUUCUCUGUUUGCCCUGGGAACGUUUCCGGGUAAUGUGCGUGUUUGCGCACCAGGGCAAAUGUGCUUAGGGUUUGUUCGCCUGUUGUGGUUGUGACGGCCGACGAGAGCAGGGGUGCUCAGAGGCUGCAUGCAGGGUGUGUUUCCUUCACUGCUUUCGAGCAGGACGUUGACAUUUAACGAGGUUUAUUUGACCUAGGCAUGCCGAAUUGGUCAUGCGAGGGCUACUGGUGCAGCUGUUUAAGAUGUGGGGGUUCUCGGGGGUUAAGACAUGCGGGGGCAUGCCGCAUGCGUGACGAGGUUUGGUAACUUGAGGUGACUUGCAGGCGACAGUGCGGGCGAGCGGAGGAGGGGUUGUGAGAGUGCUUGUUGCGUGGGUUGUGGGCAGCAUUAGGACAUUGGAGAGUCCCGACUUCAGGCAGGCAUCUUCACAUUUAGCAUCCGCGAGUUGCCCUAAAGUACGCCAAAUCCUUAUCUGCCAUGGCACCUCAACGUAACGGUUCGAUGGACCUAUCCGACACCAAGCAAGUUAAUUGGAACACUGUGCCUUGCCUACGGAAACCUUCGUUUUUUACUCAAUUUACAAUGGUACCUCCGCUGAGCCACAUGCAAGCGGGCCGCCGUUGAAGAAAAUAUCGGCUAG